Linum trigynum is the source of this 276-nucleotide messenger RNA. Lineage: Eukaryota; Viridiplantae; Streptophyta; Magnoliopsida; Malpighiales; Linaceae. The record is from the annotation of a GenBank genome assembly.
AUGACGAAGGCGCGGGAGAGGAAGCUCUCGCCUGCUGAGGACGACGGAGGCGCUCGCCAGCGGAGGACAAGGGAGGCGAUGAAGGCGCGGGAGAGGAGGCGCUCACCUGCGCGCGGCGAGUGGAGGUGCGAUUGGAGGGAGGCGGCGGGGCGAUUUGAGGGAGGCGGGGGAGGCGGCCGGAGUCGUCAUCGGCUCGUCACUGCUGUGCUGUGGCCUGUGUGGAAGUGGAGUGGGGCGGCUGUGCAAAAUGAGAGGAGGGAGGAUGGGGGAGGAUGA